AUGGCUUUGAGAUAUAACGUGCUUUAUGGAUUUCUUUGCAGAUUAGUUACUACUUCUGCUAGACAAUCACAGGAUGCAUGGGGUUCAGCAGACUGGACUGAAGUCGAGGGAUCAUGGAUUCUCAAACCCAAAAGCUCCAAACCCAAUUUUGUUGUACAUUUUGUGGGAGGUAUAUUUGUAGGAGCUGCACCUCAGCUUACCUACCGCUGGUUCCUUGAGCGCCUAGCAGAAAAGGGUGUAUUGGUCAUUGCAACUCCAUAUGCCAGUGGGUUUGAUCACUUCUUCAUUGCAGAUGAAGUGCAGUUUAAAUUUGACCGGUGCUACCGCACACUACAAGAAACAGUCAAAGAGCUUCCUAUUUUUGGUGUUGGCCAUUCUCUGGGAUCGCUUGUCCACCUCCUGAUUGGGUCAAGAUAUGCAGUGCAAAGAUCUGGAAAUGUUCUCAUGGCAUUCAAUAACAAGGUAUUCAUCCAGCAAUCAACGAAAUAUAGCGCUGUCUAA
Messenger RNA from Lathyrus oleraceus (garden pea), 501 nucleotides. RefSeq lists its product as uncharacterized. Lineage: Eukaryota; Viridiplantae; Streptophyta; Magnoliopsida; Fabales; Fabaceae. The transcript is spliced from 6 exons. The coding region runs from base 1 to 501 and encodes 166 amino acids. The record is from RefSeq and is a predicted model, not a curated record.